AAAAUGAAAAUGGAGGUGUUUAUCAUGAUCAUCUCAGAUUAUUGAAAGGUACAGUAUAAAAGUGUUUUCAAUCUCUGUGCAUAAUAAAGUUAUGAUAUGCAAUUUUAUUGCAUCAUAAUGAUUGUUUCGGUUAAAUUUUUUGCUCCUGUGGAAAAUUCCUAGCUGUUUGGGUGCAGAAAUAGGAAGCCGGCCAAUCUAAACAGACAGCGACUCACACAUUUUUUGGUUGAUAAAUCUCAUGACCAUGAGUGUACCACAAGUGAAAAACCGAGGGAGACCUCCGAAAAAUAAGCUGGUCAGUUGUACAUGGUGUGCCGAAAAAGGACAAACAUUGAAGUACAUACUGCCAACUCAACAUGGAAAGAAGGUGUUCUGCUCGCAAACGUGUCUCUCGGAGUUUCGCAAAGCUUACAACAAGGGAGCUUGCUGUCUUUGCGACAACGUGAUUCGAGGCACUCCGGUGAGAUUUGAGUACCCGGAUGGCUCUUCGAAGAACUUCUGUUCGACCACCUGCCUCACUAAACACCAGAAGCAGGAAACCAUGCAACAAAAUGGACAGUUACAAUCCAGCCAGCCAAUUAAACAAGAGCCGGCGUCUCCGGAGCAGGUGGUGUUACCCCCCUCGCCUUCUCCACCUGCCGCCACCUACCCCCCUGUACCCCUCUCGCAGCUGUUCGACUGGGAUGCCUACCUUGUCGAGACCAACAGCAUCGCCGCGCCGCCUGAGUAUUUCAAACAGCACCAGACAGCGCCAGUGAACCAGUUCAAGAUGGGCAUGAAGCUGGAGGCGCAGGACCCGCGUAACCUGACGUCGACGUGCAUAGCGUCGGUGGUGGGGGUGCUGGGGCCACGGCUGCGACUCAGACUCGACGGCAGCGACAACAAGAACGACUUCUGGCGGUUGGUCGACUCCAACGAGAUACAUCCGGUCGGUCACUGCGAGAAGGGUGGCGGCAUGCUACAGCCUCCCCUAGGCUUCCGCAUGAACGCGUCAUCUUGGCCGAUGUUUCUGACCAAAACCCUGACGAAUGGGUGCGAUAAUGCGCCCGAGGAACUAUUCAAGCAGGAGCCACCAACCCCCACGGCCAACCUGUUCAAGGUCGGCAUGAAACUGGAGGCCGUCGACAAGAAGAAUCCGCAGCUCAUUUGUGCCGCCACUGUUGGUGCGGAGAAGGGUGAAAUGAUCCACGUGACGUUUGACGGUUGGCGUGGUGCGUUUGACUACUGGUGUCGCUACGAUUCGCGCGACAUCUUCCCGGUUGGCUGGUGCGCCAAGAGCGGACAUCCCUUGCAGCCGCCCGGACAAAAGUUGGCGAGCAGCCGUUACAAGGCGCGCGUGCAUGGCUUGGUGGCCAACAACUCUGGUGGUUCGGAUGCCACCCAAUUGGCAGCUGCCUCCUCGUCACCACUGGAAGCGGUCUCCUCCACCACCACAGUCACUGCUAAACCACCACAGGCAUCCAGUCCCAGUCUCGCCAACACCACAACAGUGUAUGUAAACCCAGGCUGCAGCUGUGGUCCCUACCUGGACCCGCGCAAGGUGUGCCAACUGCCGCUGCAAUUCGGACCGGGCGCCAUCAGUCGGGUGCUGAGGGAGGCCGUGCAGUCGCUGGUUGAUGCCGCACUAGACCAGAAACUCAUAUUCGGCAUGCUUAGGCAGGGAGAGGGCAAGGUGAUAAUAACGGCCUGCUUUGACGGCAAGCCGGCGGUGAAUGUGCGAUUGCCGGCCAUCGACAAACCGGCCGAUCUGUGGAGCUUCAUGGAGAUUCUGUUCGAGGAGAUAAUGUGCUGCGAACAGUUCUUCACAUCGGAGCCCAUUGUAUGCACCAAGUGUACUGCUGUUAAGAAAGAAAAUGCAACAACAGCUGCAGCAGCUGAUAACAGCACGAUCAAACGAAACAGCAGCAGCAAUCCGAUCAAGAACGGUGGGGGAGGAGCCAGCGUCCUGCCAGUCCCCCCCACCACAAGUCCUCCAAAGAAACAGCUGUUGCCUCAGCAGCAGACGACAACAUCACCUGUGACGCCUCUAGCGGCCAGCGCUGGAACUACCAUGACAGCAUCAUCACCUCUAGCGGUGGGCACGGGAACUACUAAUGGGAAUAGAUCCCCCGUGGCGCCUCUCUCGGCCGGCGUUGGAACUACUAAUGGGAGCAGAACACCGGUGGCGCCACUAGCGGCGGGCGGUGGAACUACUAAUGGGAGCAGAACACCGGUGGCGCCUCUUUCGGCCGCCGCGGGAACUACUAGUGGGAGCAGAACACAAGUAGCGCCCGUGGCGGCGGGCGCGGGAACUACUACCAACGGCGGGAAGCGACGGUUUGAGUUUACAGGGUCGUCGGACACUGCGGCGACGAAUGCAGGCCUGCCAACACCAGCUGUUGCCGUUGUCAUGUCGACGCCCGCCAAACAGGCUAGGAAGGCUGUACCGAGUGCAAAAGCAGAAGCUACCUCUACGACGUCACCGAAAAAGGACCCCUCUGAUUGGACGGUUGAAGAGGUCAUCUGCCACAUAUCAGAUUCUGAUAAGGCAUUGGCGGUGCAUGCCGAGCUAUUCAGAAGACAUGAAAUCGACGGCAAGGCGCUGCCUCUGAAUACGGACAUGAUGAUGAGAUAUAUGGGACUGAAGCUUGGACCUGCGUUGAAGAUAUUCAACAUAGUCAGCAGGAUUCGCGGGAGACGUCCACUGUGAUAAAUAGUUUCAGCAGUAAUAGGUAAUGGUAAACCACAGUAGAGUUCCGGCUAUUAUCUCGAUUGGUUACAGAAAAAUAAAGGUACAUUUAUCUUUGUAUACGACUAAUAAUGAAUAUAACGAUAUAUCGAUUCUGAUUUAAUCCAUUUCGGAUGAAAUACAUGUAGUUGGUACAGAAGAUUCAAAGAUCUUAAUUGAAUUAUCUUUUUUUU
Molecule: messenger RNA, 2901 nt
Organism: Nilaparvata lugens (brown planthopper)
Lineage: Eukaryota; Metazoa; Arthropoda; Insecta; Hemiptera; Delphacidae
Gene: Scm
Product: polycomb protein SCMH1
Biological process (GO): regulation of DNA-templated transcription
Cellular component (GO): nucleus
Molecular function (GO): zinc ion binding; protein binding
Source: RefSeq, a predicted model, not a curated record